Messenger RNA from Lecanosticta acicola, 1548 nucleotides. Lineage: Eukaryota; Fungi; Ascomycota; Dothideomycetes; Mycosphaerellales; Mycosphaerellaceae. The record is from the annotation of a GenBank genome assembly.
AUGGCCAGCAACAAGCACCUUCCCGAAGAGAAUGGCGACUCGCCGGCGAGCCCAACGAUGUCUAUCGGAUCCUCAGGCAGGACCAACUUCCAGAGCCACGGCAGAACAAUGUCUGCCAUGGCCGCUGAAUCCUCACAUCCGAGCAGAUCGAACCGAUUCUCUGUUCAGUUCCCCAUACAAUCGGCCACCAGACAAAGUCCGGCUCGAACAUCCUUUUCGUCCGUCCGAGAACCACCUUCCGCCCCUCCGGAUACUCCAGAGCUAGUGAAUGGAGCAUCAGGAGGCAACUACCUGCAUCUAAUCGCCGGUCAAGAGAGAAGAGUAUUGGAGUUGAAAGAGGAGUUGCAGCGAGCCGAGGCAGACCUCACCCAUUUGAAGCGAGAAUGGGCUCGCUACGAAGUCAACAAGAAGAGAACAGAUGCCGAUAAGCUCACGCGACUUCAGCCGUUGAAGACUUCGCUGCCAGAUGCGGACCCCGCGGGCGACGAGGAUGGUUCAAGCGCUUGGAUGCAACAGGAAAUGGAGAGGCGGAAGGCUUUGAUGUCGUCCAGCAGAACAAGCAAUAGGACCGUCUUGCCUGGUCAGCGUCAUACCAGAACUCUGUCACUGCUCUCGCCGGCAAAGGAUGGCCCCAAUCCCAACGUGAUUCCACCACGGCCACCUCCGCGAAAAGAUAGUCUGAAGAACCGAACAAGACAAAGUGAAGAUGGGGGCAUGCCACAAGAGAGGCCUUCCCUAGUACAGCGCUCAUCUACCAUAUCAGAUAUGCAUGGCCAACGGGGUCCGGACGGAUUAACUCCAGAGGAGCGAAGCAUCGACCAUGACGCGCUGCUUCGAGCUGGGAAGAAGGUUGCGACGGACUUCAAGGACGGACUUUGGACUUUCUGGGAAGAUCUACGGCAAGCGACAGUUGGAGAAGAAGCAAUGGUAGUACAUCCACCCAGCAAGAAAAGUUCCAUGCAGAAUAUCAGGAAGCAAAGCAGUCGCAAUACUCUGAGAGAGUCGUCGAAGAGCUCAAACAGUAAUGCCACCGAGCCUUCGUCACUGGCCAGAAAGCAGUCUGCCGCUGGUCUCCCAGAUCUAGCCGACCCAUUAUUCUGGACCGAACAUGGAAUCCCAACAGAAACGACGAGCCAGGCUCCAGCGAAGAAAGCGUCGAUCUCGAAGCAGGCCAAGAGGCUCUCUGCUGUAUCAAACGACGGAUGGGACACAUGGGAUGAUAGUCCGGCGCAAUCUCGUUCCUCGUCCAGUGUCACCUCCGAAGCGUUGACUGUUCCAACUACUGUAUCAGGCAGUCCACGGCCUAGCCUGAGCAAGAAACGGGACUCGCGAGAUCUUUCGAAAAAAGAAGCUAUUCCUUGGCCAACCUUGAAGAGAUCAGGUUUCGGAUCCCUGAAACGCACUGCCAGUAAUCUACUGACUGAAUGGGAGAGGAGCCUAACACCAAGUCCUGGAACAGAAUUCACUAGCCAGCAUGACUAUGUGGGUGAUAUGGGUGCAAGUGCAGAAGCGGCGGCUUAUGAGAUCGCGAAGGGCAAGAACGAUUGA